Darwinula stevensoni is the source of this 915-nucleotide messenger RNA. Lineage: Eukaryota; Metazoa; Arthropoda; Ostracoda; Podocopida; Darwinulidae. The record is from the annotation of a GenBank genome assembly.
AUGUCUGGGACGCCGAGCAGGGCUGUAGAUGCUUGUACGACCGCGGAGAUAGGGAAUCGGGAAGCAAAUCGCGGCUGUGAGGGGGUCUCGGGGAUCAGUGUCGUCUUAUCUCCUGGACUGUACUUCCAGGAAGGGGAAGGCUCUCAUGGCAACCACCACAUCCACAAAGUCAUCUCCCUGCUGGAGGUGCUGUCCGGAGAGCGACUCAGUCGGGAGAGAGGAUCGCAACGGUUCCACCAGAUCCACAACGUCCAGGCGGUGCUGAACUUCCUCGAACGGCGGCGGAUUCUCUUGGUGGACAUUCGAGAUGUGGACAUUCGCGCCGUGGAUAUCGUGGAUGGGGAACCCAAGCUGAUCGUGGGACUCCUCUGGACCCUGAUUUUGCAUUACCGAGUCUCGAAAAUCGUCCACGACGGCAGCAGAGGCAAGGACGCGCUGCUGAAAUGGGUCGGCGAGCAUAAAAACGUGAAGGACUUCCACAAGUCCUGGACCGACGGACUGGCGUUCGUCGCCAUUCUUCGCCGCCACAAGAGAGCCCUCGGCCGUUUAACGCGAAACUGGGACCAGCUCCUCGAGAAACUGGACGCAGACCAGAUCUCCGGGAAACUCAUCGCGAAGGGGAUCCUCAAUCAUGAGUGGGACGGAGAGCGGGACGCGAAGCAAUGGAAGCGGAGGGAGGUCAUCCUGCUCAAGGUCCACGGGAAGGGCUCGGACGGGAUGCGGGCGUUCCUGGACGCCCUCGAGGAGAUCGGGCAGUCGCACCUCAUGCGGGAUAGACCUCAAUUGACCAAGGCGAUUGGUGUCCAACGGCCGUGGUGCCCCAUGGAUCAGAGGAUCACCAUGCGCACCCAGUGCAACAGGUGGAUGUGGCGCAUGCGCCUCACCUGCCAGGUCCUCACACUCAUGGAAACAUGA